Messenger RNA from Betta splendens (Siamese fighting fish), 3036 nucleotides. Its product is annotated as V-type proton ATPase catalytic subunit A-like. Gene Ontology annotation, biological process: proton transmembrane transport; ATP metabolic process. The transcript has 15 exons. NCBI's taxonomy places the organism in Eukaryota, Metazoa, Chordata, Actinopteri, Anabantiformes, Osphronemidae. Bases 134 to 2113 code for a protein of 659 amino acids. Gene Ontology annotation, molecular function: ATP binding; ATP hydrolysis activity; proton-transporting ATPase activity, rotational mechanism. Gene Ontology annotation, cellular component: lysosomal membrane; proton-transporting V-type ATPase, V1 domain. The record is from RefSeq and is a predicted model, not a curated record.
GUCAGUGAAGGCCUCGCUGACUAGGAAACUGUGGCGCGUCGGUUGCCAUGUUGGCUCUGCCGUGAGCCAAUCACGUCCAGACGGAUGAAAGCUGUUAAACACCAUGGAGACGUGACGGCCAGGUAGCGGCAGGAUGUUCAGCACAUUAAAGCACCUCCUCAGACUGACAGGUGAUGAGGUUUCUCAUGAGUCUGCUACAAUAAACGAACAGAGCCACAGCAUCACUGAGUCCAGGGUCUUUAGGACAGAAACUACAAACAUGGAUAUGUCAAAUCUGCCUAAGAUCCAGGAUGAGGAGCAAGAAAGCAAAUUUGGAUUUGUGCAUGGAGUUUCUGGACCAGUGGUCACAGCCACUGCGAUGGCAGGAGCGUCCAUGUAUGAACUGGUUCGUGUAGGUCACAGCGAGCUGGUGGGAGAAAUCAUCCGUUUAGAGGGAGACAUGGCGACGAUCCAGGUCUACGAGGAGACUUCCGGUGUGUGUGUCGGUGACCCUGUCCUUCGCACAGGAAAGCCCCUCUCUGUGGAGCUGGGACCCGGGAUCAUGGGCGCCAUCUUUGACGGCAUCCAGCGUCCUCUGAAGGAGAUCAGCGACCUCACGAAGAGCAUCUACAUCCCAAGAGGAAUCAACAUCAGCGCCCUCAGCCGAGACAUCAAAUACGAAUUCACCCCCAGCAGGAGCGUUCGCGUCGGCAGCCACGUAACCGGGGGCGACAUCUACGGCGUGGUGUUUGAGAACUCCCUCAUCAAGCACAAGAUGAUGCUCCCGCCUCGUAAGCGAGGCACCGUCACCUACCUGGCGCCGCCGGGGAACUACGACCUCUCUGAUGUGGUGCUGGAGCUCGACUUUGAAGGCGUGAAGGAAAAGCUGACCAUGAUGCACGUGUGGCCUGUGCGACAAAUCCGCCCAGUGGUGGAGAAGCUGCCUGGGAACUACCCUCUGCUGACGGGUCAGCGGGUCAUGGAUGCGCUUUUCCCCUGUGUGCAGGGCGGCACCACUGCCAUCCCAGGAGCCUUCGGGUGCGGAAAGACCGUGAUCUCCCAGUCGCUGUCCAAGUACUCCAACAGCGACGUCAUCAUCUACGUCGGCUGUGGCGAGCGAGGGAAUGAGAUGUCUGAAGUGCUGCGGGACUUUCCUGAGCUGACUAUGGAGGUGGACGGCAAAACCGAGAGCAUCAUGAAGAGAACCGCGCUGGUUGCCAACACCUCCAACAUGCCUGUGGCAGCCAGAGAGGCCUCCAUUUAUACAGGGAUCACGCUGUCUGAGUACUUCCGUGACAUGGGCUACAACGUGAGCAUGAUGGCCGACUCCACGUCUCGAUGGGCCGAGGCCCUGAGGGAAAUCUCCGGACGUCUGGCUGAAAUGCCCGCAGACAGUGGGUAUCCGGCCUACCUGGGAGCCAGGCUCGCCUCCUUCUACGAGCGCGCCGGGCGGGUGAAGUGUCUGGGAAGUCCGGAGAGAGAAGGCAGCGUCAGCCUCGUGGGCGCCGUGUCGCCCCCUGGAGGAGAUUUCUCAGAUCCAGUCACCUCGGCCACGCUGGGAAUCGUCCAGGUGUUCUGGGGUCUGGACAAGAAGCUGGCGCAGAGGAAGCACUUCCCCUCCCUCAACUGGCUCAUCAGCUACAGCAAGUACAUGCGCGCCCUGGACGACUACUACGACCGGAACUACCCCGAGUUCGUCCCCCUGCGCACAAAGGCCAAGGAGAUCCUGCAGGAGGAGGAGGACCUGGCGGAGAUCGUGCAGCUGGUGGGCAAGGCCUCUCUUGCUGAGAGUGACAAGAUCACCCUGGAAGUGGCCAAGCUCAUCAAGGAGGACUUCCUGCAGCAGAACGGUUACACCGCCUACGACAGAUUCUGCCCCUUCUACAAAACCGUGGGCAUCCUGUCCAACAUGGUGGUCUUCUACGAACUGGCGCAGCACGCUGUGGAGACCACGGCCCAGAACGAGAACAAGGUCACCUGGACCAUGAUCAAGGAGCAGCUGGGAGACGUGCUGUACAAGCUUAGCUCCAUGAAGUUCAAGGACCCCGUGAAGGACGGAGAAGCUAAGAUCAAGGCAGAUUACGCCCAGCUGCUGGAGGAGAUGCAGAACGCCUUCCGGGCUCUGGAGGAAUGAGUUCCUUCUCACAUAUCGACACCCCCCGUGCAGCACUGUGACCCCCCCUCCCUCCCCCUAGCUGACGAUGCAUCACCUUUGAUUUUGAACAUGUGCAAAAGUGUAAAUGAAUCUCAAGAGUCUCAAUAUUGAAUUAGUGGCGCCUUGACAAAUUAUAUUUACUUUCUAAUUUAAUUCAAAUAAAUUUAAUGCUCUAUUUAAAAACGUCAUGAUGUGCAGAUAAACAUGAACAAAGUUUGACAUCUUGCCUUAAAAUUCAUCCUAAAAUGUCAGAGUGUAUUUUUGACAUUGUCUCAUUUCCUCAAGAGGGGAUGAGACAGAACAAUGAACAUUAAUACAGUCCCUUUUGUCUCAACUCAGUCAUUUCUAAGAGAACAGUGUCUCUCACAUGAUUCAAUAAUGUACCAACGUUUACUGUCACAGAUUAAGUGGAUGAUUUGCUCCGACAACACAAAAACUGUACAUGAUCAGUUCGAUUUGUGGGGUCUGGUAUAAAUUGAUUGAUUAAAUCAAAUAUUAAAAUAUGUUAAAAGCAGCUUACAUUUUUUAAAGAUGGAACUUCACAGCUGAUUACUCUUUCGUGGAGGUUAAUGCUUCCUGUCUCACUGGUCGGAGGCCAAACAGAGGUGCAGCCUGUCUGCGACUCAGGCCUCCGGCUGAUAUGAGUUGUCAUAGUUUCCCAUUCACCCGUCAGACGCUGCAGCAUCUUUGCUUUUAGCUGAUGUGCGAUCUCCAGCAUAUACUGUUAGUUUGGUUUGGUCUCGCAGCAUUAAUUCCUCCAAAGUAGAUUAGCGUCAGUAUCUCGGGUUCCGGGCUCCAUCAAGACUAAUGGAAGCGUAGCCCUCAGGAGCAAGAGCAGCAUCUUUCCCCCUGCAUUGAUUCGGCCUGUCCAGACGAACGCUGGGCAUUAAGGGCUUUCAGUG